This is a messenger RNA of Cyprinodon variegatus (sheepshead minnow), 1385 nucleotides long. RefSeq names its product gamma-aminobutyric acid receptor subunit rho-2-like. Gene Ontology annotation, molecular function: extracellular ligand-gated monoatomic ion channel activity; GABA-A receptor activity; neurotransmitter receptor activity. Lineage: Eukaryota; Metazoa; Chordata; Actinopteri; Cyprinodontiformes; Cyprinodontidae. Gene Ontology annotation, cellular component: GABA-A receptor complex; membrane; synapse. The record is from RefSeq and is a predicted model, not a curated record. The transcript is spliced from 6 exons. Gene Ontology annotation, biological process: nervous system process; regulation of membrane potential; signal transduction. The coding region runs from base 4 to 1119 and encodes 371 amino acids.
ACUAUGACUCUUUAUCUAAGGCACUACUGGAAGGACGAAAGGUUGGCUUUUCCAAGCAGCACAAAUAAGAGCAUGACAUUUGACGGGCGCCUGGUGAAAAAGAUCUGGGUCCCAGACGUGUUCUUUGUCCAUUCUAAGAGGUCCUUCAUCCAUGACACCACUACUGACAACAUCAUGCUGAGGGUCUUCCCAGAUGGACACGUUCUUUACAGCCUGAGGGUAACAGUUACUGCUGCAUGCAACAUGGAUUUUAGUCGUUUCCCUCUGGACUCACAGACAUGCACACUGGAGCUGGAGAGCUACGCCUACACAGACGAAGACCUGAUGCUCUACUGGAAAAGUGGGGAUGAGUCUCUGAGCACAGACGACAGGAUCUCUUUAUCCCAGUUUCUCAUUCAGAAGUUUCACACCACCUCCAGACUGGCUUUCUACAGCAGCACAGGCUGGUACAAUCGUCUUUACAUCAACUUCACUUUACGGCGCCACAUCUUUUUUUUCCUGCUGCAGACGUAUUUCCCUGCCACUCUGAUGGUCAUGCUGUCCUGGGUCUCCUUCUGGAUUGACCGCAGGGCUGUGCCUGCCAGAGUCUCUUUAGGUAUAACUACUGUACUGACCAUGUCUACCAUCAUUACUGGGGUCAACGCCUCCAUGCCAAGGGUCUCUUACAUCAAAGCUGUGGACAUUUACCUCUGGGUCAGCUUUGUCUUUGUAUUCCUGUCUGUGCUGGAAUACGCAGCAGUCAACUACCUGACGACAGUUAGAGAUGGUAAAGACCGGAAGCUACGAGAAAAAAUGCGGGAACAGUCGCACACGCUGCCGUGCACGUGUGGCAUGCCUCACACCAAGACCAUGAUGCUGGAUGGAAUGUACAGCGAGGCGGACGCCAACAGCCUGGCAGGGUAUACCAGAGGCUCUGUGGCAGCUGAGGAUCCAUCCGACAAGCAGGAGCAGAUGGUGGUACAUCUCACUUUGGACAAUGAGUCCACAGAGACCAAGAAGAAGAGUGUUCGCAGCUUCCGCAUCAUCCAGAACACCCACACCAUCGACACAUACUCCCGCAUGAUCUUCCCUGGAUCUUACAUCCUGUUUAACCUCAUCUACUGGUGUGUCUAUUGCUGAUUCUAGAUAAAUCUCCAAAGACCAUAUCAGCAAAUUGCAAAGUUUGGAAAGCUGUGGCCUGACUGCAGGCGCUGAGGAAGGGAGCAUCUCCUUGUUAAACUGGAGGACAUUAGAGACACCUGUCAUACUACAGCAACCUCCUGAGGCAGGUGGUACUCUGGUUAUCUGUAAGAAAAAACAUUAUAUUCUAAACAAAGAGAAACUUUGCCUGUUGUCAACUGAGGAGAUUGUUACCAGAUAUUCUGGUUUUCAUUGCUUCCUUUCUC